Molecule: messenger RNA, 3915 nt
Organism: Lytechinus variegatus (green sea urchin)
Lineage: Eukaryota; Metazoa; Echinodermata; Echinoidea; Temnopleuroida; Toxopneustidae
Product: nitric oxide synthase-interacting protein-like
Exons: 8
Coding region: 81-974 (297 amino acids)
Cellular component (GO): nucleus
Molecular function (GO): ubiquitin protein ligase activity
Source: RefSeq, a predicted model, not a curated record
UGAACUUUCUUUAUUAUAGUUGCCCAACUCACUCCCUGAGGGUCCGAUUUAAGCCCCAGAAGGAACACAAUUGAAACAAAAUGACACGACAUCAGAGAAAUUGCACAGCAGGAACUGUUUAUACAUAUCAUGAAAGACAAAAGGACGCUGCUGCAUCGGGUUAUGGCACCAAUAAAGCUCGUCUUGGGAAAGACUCCGAGAAAGAUUUUGAUUGCUGUUGUCUUACCUUACAACCGUGCAAGAACCCUGUCAUUACGAAAGAUGGCUACUUGUAUGACAAGGAAGCCAUCUUGGAGUAUAUUCUCUUGAAGAAAAAAGAAAUCAAACUUCAGAUGAGUGAAUAUGAGAAACAAAUCAAGAAACAAGAGAAACUGGAUGAAGAUGGAAAGAAAUCACAACAAUUGAAGAGAGUCCAAGACUUUGUUGAAUCAGAGAGCAGUAUCAUUGGUGGAGCCUCUUCUGCGAAGCGAGCAAGGAUGGGCGAGGCUUCGACAUCGAACGGUACCAAGUCGGUUUCUAACAUGAUCGAUGGCAGAAAUAAAGAAUUGCCGAGCUUCUGGAUCCCUGAACACACUCCGGAUGCAAAACCAACCCUCGUCAAAAAACCUGACAAGACAAUCUACUGUCCGAUGAGCAAGAAUCCUCUUUCUCUGAAAUCACUCAUUCCUGUCAACUUCACACUAGUAGACGAGAAGGACAAGACACCACUCGUUGCUAAGAGAGAGAGAUUUAAGUGUGCAGUCACCCAUGAUGUUCUCUCAAACUCAACGCCGUGUGCUGUUCUUAAACCAAGUGGUAAGGUAGUCACAAUGGAAUGCAUCAAGAAGCUCAUCAAGAAAGACAUGAUUGAUCCUUUUACCGAAGACAAGCUUGAAGAAACAGACAUCAUUGAAUUCAAAAGGGGAGGAACAGGUUAUGCCAGCACUGGGGCCAAGGCAGCAGAGAAGGCUAGGCCUGUCAUGAUGGCCUCAUAGUCCAGACUCUAUACUCCAAUUCCUAGUCCUACUUAUCUCUCUGCGGUAGUCCUGUUCAGACCUUUAUCUAUCCAGAUUUAAACUUGGAUCCUUGUCCAGCUUGUCAUCUAGAGGAAAAUCCACUAAUCGGAUUCUAAGCAGGACCUUAAUUUAAACCAUGGACCUGUCAUGAUGGCCUCAUAGUCCAGACUUUAUACUUCAGUUCCUAGUCCUGCUCAUCUCUCUGUGGUAGUCCUGUUCAGACCUUGAUCUAUCCAGAGCUAAAAUUGGAUCCUUGUCCAGGUUGUCAUUUAGAGUCUAUCCACUAAUAGGAUUUUAAGCAGGACCUUAAUUUAAACCAUGGACCUGUCAUGAUGGCCUCAUAGUCCAGACUUUAUACUUCAGUUCCUAGUCCUGCUCAUCUCUCUGUGGUAGUCCUGUUCAGACCUUGAUCUAUCCAGAGCUAAACUUGGAUCCUUGUCCAGGUUGUCAUUUAGAGUCUAUCCACUAAUAGGAUUUUAAGCAAGACCUUAAUUCAAACCAUGGACCUGUCAUGAUGGCAUCAUAGUCCAGCCUUUAUACUCUGAUUCCUAGUCCAGCUCAUCUCUCUGCUGUAUGCCUAUUCAGACCUUGAUCUAUCUAGAUCUAAACUUGGAUCCUUGUCCAGCUUGUCAUCUAGAGUCUAAUCCACUAAUAGGAUUCUAAAGAAGACCUUAAUUUAAACCAUGAACCUGUCAUGUUGGCCUCAUAGCCCAGACUUUAUACUUCAGUUCCUAGUCCAGCUCAUCACUCUGCAGUAUGCUUUGAGUCCUUGUCAGACCAUGAUCUUACACCCAGGUCUGACCUUGGAUCCAAGUCAAGAUUUUCCUCCUGAAUCUACGCCACUUGUCUGGAUUCUAAACCAGAUCUUGUUUUUAAACUGUAGACCUGUCAUGAAUUGCAUCAGAGCCCAGACUCUAUACUCUGGUUCCUAGUCCUGCUUAUCACUUAGGUGUAUAGUAGUCAUAGUCAGAGCAUGGUCUAAAAUCCACAUCUACGCCUGGGCUCUUGUUUCAUCACCGACCUCUCCCAGACUUGACUUGACAUCCUUGUCUGGAUUUUCAAGGCCACCACACACCUUACAAUUGCUCUGCAACCAGAUGUAGGAUUAUAAUCAUAAUUUAAUGAUAACGUCGAGACAUUUAAUAUCCUAGUAUGUAAAGUUCUAAAUCACUGUACGAAUAAAUAUGUUCAAAUCUGUGACUAUCCUGUCAUCCUUGUUAAAUAAAGGCAAAUUUAAUAUGUAGUCAUAAUGAUGACAUAGCAAUCAUACGAUUGACUAAGAUUUGAAUCUAAGUUUGCCUUUACUCCAAAAAUAAAGGCUUGCAAUCAUCCAAAAUUAUCAUAUUAGUAUUCUUUCAGUUAAUUUGAACCUCAAAUAGAUACAAUAUCAUUCACAUUUUCAGAAAAUGAGCAAAAUGCGAUUUGUUCCAAAAUCGAAUUUUGAACCAGUCAUAAGGUGUGCGAUGGCGUCAAGACAGACAUGGCUUUAAAUCAUAAACAUGUCAUGGUCAGAACAGCGCCCCCAAUAAUAUUGUUUUUAAUUUUCCUUCAUUUUAUUGAUUUUAAGAUGAAAUGUUUUUUCAGAAUUUGAUUUUAAUCAAGCUCUUAUUAGUAAAUCAGAUUUAAACGGCUUGGUAUGUGAAAUGUCGUUGCAAUUUAUUGAUAUUAUUAGGAGGUGUCCUGUGUAGAGGUUUGGACUCUCAUCUCCUAAAGAGAGGGUUGUUCGUUCAAAUCUUACUCCAAGCAUUGAUUUCCUUUGGCAAGAAAUUUACCUGUAUCCAUAUUGUGCUGCACUAAACUCUGGUCAGAUAAAAGGAACCUUGGAGGAAUUCAUUCCUUGACACCCGGUGGGUGUUUCUUAAAGCUGUUCGUAAGAGCGACUUUAAGAACGAUCCUUUCUUGUGGUAAAUGGUAUGUUCAUUGGCGAUGGUUUUGCGCGUAAGAAAGGUUCACAGUCGGUCUUAAAGCUGCUCUUAACUUACGAACAACUUUAUGAAAUGGCCCCCCGCAGUGUGUAACAGCAGUUCUGCUACUAAACAUAGGGUAAUUAUGCUACAUUUAUUGUAUAGUGCUUAGAGACAUGAUAAAGUUUGUAUUCAUAUGCCUAAAAAAAUUCCCUUUUUUUUUACAAAAUGAGUCGUGUCCCUUUUCAUAAACUUGAUUCCAAAAGCUUUGUAAGACAAGAAAGGUCCAUUUAUACAGCACAAUUGCUUUAUGCAUACGCUCUACUGUGCUUGAUACUUGGUAUCACAUUAUUACCCUGGAUGUAUCUGAGCCCCCAUAUUGAUGCUAAAGCAUUCAAGUAAUAAAUCCUACCAGUUCACCUCUCCUGGGUUGAGUGCGGCACAAUGUGGAUCAAUUUUUCUUGCUGAAGGAAAAUAUGUUUACUUUAGGGACUGAGAGGUGACAACUGCUUAUUACUUGAAGGUGGGGUGGGUUGAGUUAAAAAAUCAUGAUUGUCAUUUGAUCUGAAUUAAAAGAAAAAUGCUUAACCCUAUAGAGCCCUGGCUAUUUUGAAAUAUCUCAGCAAGGCAAGGGAGGGAAUAUUUUUGGUUAUCAUUUGAUUACGGUAGUUUUGAUAAGUUAUACAGUGUAUAUGAAAAGCUUAAGAUCAGCUCUAUUUAUCAUAGCUAAAUCUAAAAAAAAAUUGUUGACUUAAUGGUUUAAGGUUGGCUGUCACAUGAUUAGAUGUACAUGUAGACUACCACUGAGCAAUCAUUUUAUUUUAUAUUUUACAAAGACUGCAAUUUGAAGAACUAUUUGAAGAAACUUGAUUUUGAUUACAAUUUUUGUCCCAUUAUUUAGAUAUCUUUGAUUAAUGAUAAAUAAUGUUUCAAUCAAUUUUACAAACUGAAUACCCUGUAUAAAAUGUUGAUAUUUUGUAAGUUAAUUGUAAAUAAAAUUAUGUGUAUGAAAUGUA